Molecule: messenger RNA, 1403 nt
Organism: Eutrema salsugineum
Lineage: Eukaryota; Viridiplantae; Streptophyta; Magnoliopsida; Brassicales; Brassicaceae
Product: cyclin-dependent kinase D-1
Exons: 7
Coding region: 121-1317 (398 amino acids)
Biological process (GO): positive regulation of transcription by RNA polymerase II; protein phosphorylation
Cellular component (GO): cytoplasm; nucleus; transcription factor TFIIH holo complex
Molecular function (GO): cyclin-dependent protein serine/threonine kinase activity; ATP binding; RNA polymerase II CTD heptapeptide repeat kinase activity
Source: RefSeq, a predicted model, not a curated record
ACUUUUUAUCAGAUGCCGGAGCUCCUAACAUAAACCCAAACCCUUCAAAAUCUUAAGAACAACGAUAAAAUCUCGAUCAUUGCUUUCUUAUCCGGUGGAGGAAUACAGUGAAUUUCGGAGAUGGAGCAGCCGAAGAAAGUUGCUGAUAGGUAUCUUAAGCGAGAAGUUCUUGGCCAAGGUACUUACGGAGUCGUCUUCAAGGCUACUGAUACUAAGAAUGGAGAAACUGUAGCGAUCAAGAAAAUAAGACUUGGUAAACAAAAAGAAGGUGUGAAUAUAACAGCUCUCAGAGAAAUCAAACUGCUCAAAGAGCUUAAGCAUCCGCAUAUAAUUGAGUUGAUUGAUGCAUUUCCGCACAAGGAGAACUUGCACCUUGUGUUUGAGUUCAUGGAGACUGACCUCGAAGCAGUGAUUCGAGAUCCUAAUCUCUUUCUUUCCCCCGCUGAUGUCAAAUCUUACCUCCAAAUGACACUAAAAGGUCUUGAAUAUUGCCAUGACAAAUGGGUUUUGCACAGAGAUAUGAAGCCGAACAACUUGUUAAUAGGCCCCAAUGGACAGCUGAAACUUGCGGAUUUUGGUUUAGCUCGUAUAUUUGGUAGCCCAGGUCGUAAAUUCACACACCAGGUCUUUGCUAGAUGGUAUAGAGCACCUGAACUCUUGUUUGGUGCAAAACAAUAUGGUGCUGCAGUUGAUGUUUGGGCUGCUGGCUGCAUUUUUGCUGAACUUCUAUUACGCAGACCAUUUCUUCAGGGAAACAGUGAUAUCGAUCAAUUAAGUAAAAUCUUCGCCACUUUUGGGACCCCAAAGGCAGAUCAGUGGCCAGAUAUGUUAUGCCUUCCUGAUUAUGUAGAGUACCAAUUUGUCUCUGCGCCUUCUCUACGUUCUUUAUUCCCAACAGUUAGUGAGGAUGCUCUAGAUUUAUUGUCAAAGAUGUUCGCUUAUGACCCCAAAUCUAGAAUAUCGAUUCAGCAGGCUCUACAACACAGGUACUUUACAUCUGCACCUUCGCCUACUGAUCCUUUGAAGCUCCCAAGACCAGUUCGCAAGCAUGACGCUAAAUCAUCUGACAGUAAACUCAAAGCCAUUAAAGUAUUAUCCCCUGCUCAUAAGAUGAGAAGAGUUAUGCCUGAUAGGGGAAAGCCUGAUUAUGGUUCCAAGGACAAGAGUGUUGAUGUCAUGAGACAAGCUAGCCAUGAUGGACACGCACCAAUGUCUUUAGAUUUCACGAUCCUUGCCGAGCGGCCACCAAACCGACCAACCAUCACCAGCGCGGAUAGAUCUCAUCUGAAGAGGAAACUCGAUCUCGAGUUCCUAUAGGAUAUAACGAAUAGGCUUUUUCGUCAGGUCUCAGGUUGUUCAUGGUUUUUACUGGUUCACCCAUUCCUUAUAUUUUAGUCAAUUUC